Molecule: messenger RNA, 599 nt
Organism: Plasmodium gonderi
Lineage: Eukaryota; Apicomplexa; Aconoidasida; Haemosporida; Plasmodiidae
Product: variable surface protein
Exons: 1
Source: RefSeq, a predicted model, not a curated record
UAUGUUAACUACUGGAUAAAAAUGAAUGAUGAUGAAGUAUUAAUUUGGACUCAUGAUACGCCUCUAUCGAAGUAUUUGAAAGAUUUUGCUAUGUAUUAUAUAUCUGUUCCAAACAAUAUGAAAUUUACUUGCCAAAUAGAAGAUAUUAAUAAUGAAAUAUUUGAAAAAAAAGUAAAAUUAUAUAAAAUGUACGAUUAUUAUACGAGUUUAGUCUAUUCAAUCACAACCGACCCCAGUGUAUGUGUUUAUGUGGAAAAAAUAAUUAAACUAUAUGAUGAACUCUUAAGUACCAUUGAAAACAAUCAAGAUGAUUCUCUUCGUGUUAAAUUAAAUAAUUUUAGGUGUCUUCUUGAUAAUAGUAAAUUUUCAUCCAAUAAUAAAUGCGGAAAGAAAUUUUCAGAUUUAAAUGAACAUUAUAGAUCGAUAAAUUAUCAACAAGAUUGCAAUACACUAAAACAAUCAAGACAAGUGGAUGAUCAAUUCAUCCUUCAAAAAGAAAAUAUUGUUAACACUUUACCUGCUUACAAUACUAGUAAAAAAGUUAUAAUAAUAACAGUACUCGUUAUUAUAGCUAUAGUAGCAACAUUUUUAUAUCUCUA